AUGAAACUUUUAUUUGUUCUUUUCUUUCAAGCUAUUUUAGUCUUUGUGAUCGCUAAGCCACAUGAACAAGAUUCCGGAGAACUAGAACUACCAGACGAGAGAGGCCAAUGGACAAAGUCACAAGAGAUUGCACAAGAUAUUCAAAGAGUUGGAAAUGAUAUUAUUCAAGGAACUGGUUUUGCACUUUGCAAAGUUUUCACUCUUUUUAUCAAUGACUGCGAUUAA
Messenger RNA from Chironomus riparius, 225 nucleotides. The record is from the annotation of a GenBank genome assembly. Lineage: Eukaryota; Metazoa; Arthropoda; Insecta; Diptera; Chironomidae.